Molecule: messenger RNA, 735 nt
Organism: Scedosporium apiospermum
Lineage: Eukaryota; Fungi; Ascomycota; Sordariomycetes; Microascales; Microascaceae
Exons: 2
Coding region: 1-735 (244 amino acids)
Source: RefSeq, a predicted model, not a curated record
AUGCCUUCCGAUGAAUUGAAGGUUCUUCACGUCGCACAAUACGACGAUUUUUACUGUACAGCGUCGUAUGUGUACAAAGGAAGAGAGUUCUGCAUCCUUUUGUGUGACGACCCCCCACGCCCCGGAUACGACGAGCAGAACGAUAUCGUGACGGACUACCUCGAAAAAAUAGACGAUGUGUCUGCCCAUGACGGAACCAACGAGGAAGAUAACAUUCGACAGGAUGAGUAUCUGCGGCAAGCCGCCGAGGAAAUUGGCGAGAUCGUGCUGCCGCUGUUGAGGGAGCUUGCUCCCUCGCUCCCAGUGGUAGAAGUCCCUCCGACAGAGGCCGACCAUUCGCUAUACGGCACAUUGGAGGAACUCCUAUACCCAAGCAUCCCCGAAUGCGUCAAGCUACAGCUGGUAGCUCUCAACGGCCGCCUCACAUUAGCCGACGACCACUAUGGUGCCGACAUACCCACGAAGGGCAAACCCAUGACUCGUGAGGAGAUGGAAGACAUUGGUCCGGAGCUUGAGGAUUCCAAACACACUGUCGCUGAGCUACACAAGAACGACAUCAUUUGGGGGGAUGCGAAGCCGGAAAAUGUUCUCAUCGAUGAAGACGAUAAUGCCUGGGUUAUUGAUUUUGGAGGAGGCUUCACCUCGCCCUGGGUCGAGUACGAGAACCGCCAAUCGCGCGAAGGCGACCUCCUUGCAUUGGCGAGAAUCAGGGAGAAGCUCCUUUCCAGUCCGUAG